Molecule: messenger RNA, 6640 nt
Organism: Sorex araneus (European shrew)
Lineage: Eukaryota; Metazoa; Chordata; Mammalia; Eulipotyphla; Soricidae
Gene: MEGF9
Product: multiple EGF like domains 9
Exons: 6
Coding region: 151-2010 (619 amino acids)
Biological process (GO): axon guidance
Cellular component (GO): basement membrane
Molecular function (GO): extracellular matrix structural constituent
Source: RefSeq, a predicted model, not a curated record
GGCCGGCGCGCUCCGUCGGCGCUGGGGCCCGCCCGCGGGGCCGGCCGCCUGUCAGAGGGAGGUGGCGAUGCUGCGCCCGGUGGCGGCGGCGGCUCGGCGGGUGCGACUGCAGCGAGGGGGACAGGACUGAGCGAGCGGCCGGCUGAAUGAAUGAAUGGCGGAGCCGAGCGCGCCAUGAGGAGCCUGCCGAGCCUGGGCGGCCUCGCCCUGCUGUGCUGCUGCGCCGCCGCCGCCGCCGCGGGGAAUGUCACCGGGGCCGCGGGGCAGGUGGACGCGACGCCGGGCCCGGCAGCGGGGGGCGAGCCCAGCCCGCCUUUCUCUGAAGCCACAGCGUCCCCCGGCCUGGGCCCGGGCAGCGCUGCCCCGCGCGACCCCGUGCAGCCACCCCCGGCCGCGUCCUCUUCGCCGCCGUCCCCGGAGACCAGCCCUGCUCGCCCCCCGGCCCGACCCGCGCCCACCACCUUGCAGACGGCGCCCGGCCUCUCGCCCACCACCGCUCGGGGGGAGGAGCGCACCCCGAGCACCCCUCGAGCCACCCCCAGAGCCACGCGGACCAGUCCCCCGACGACCACCGGCCCGGCGCCCACAACCCCCGCGGUGACCACCGGCCCGGCGCCCACCAGCCCCGCGGCGCCCACUGUCCCGGCGCCCACCACCCCGCUGACCCCGAGCCCCACUCUCCCCAGCAGCAGCAGCAGCAUCAACAGCAGCAGCAACAGCAGCAGCAGCAACGGCAGCAACAGCAGCAGCAGCGUCCCGCCCACCGGCCCUGCCACCGAGCCCCCCUCGCCUGCGCCCCCAGAAUAUAAGUGUAACUGCUCUGCGGUUGGAAGCGUGGACGAGAAUCGCUGCAACCAGACCACAGGGCAGUGUGAAUGUCGGCCAGGGUACCGGGGCCUUGGCUGUGAGCUGUGCACGGAGGGCUUUUACCAGAAUCACACCUCGGGGCUUUGUCUGCCCUGUCACUGCAGUCCACUGGGCGCGCUCAGCCUGCUCUGUGACAGUUCUGGGAAAUGCCAGUGCAAGAUGGGUGUCACGGGCUCUACUUGCGAUCAAUGCCAAGAUGGAUAUUAUGGCUUCAAUAAGAGCGGUUGCCUGCCCUGUCAAUGCAAUAACCGAUCUGCCAGUUGUGACACCCUCACAGGUACUUGUUUAAACUGCCAGGAAAAUAGCAAAGGAGAUCACUGUGAAGAAUGCAAAGAUGGAUUUUACCAGAGUCCCGGUGCCACUCAAGAAUGUCUUCGCUGCCCUUGCUCAGCAGUGACGUCCACGGGCAUUUGCGUCAUCAAAUUGGGUGAAUUGGAACCUACAUGUGUCCAGUGUAACGAAGGUUACACAGGCCAGAACUGCAAUAAAUGUGAAAACGGCUAUUACAAUUCUGACAGCAUCUGCACACGGUGCCAAUGUCAUGGCCAUGUGGACCCAGUGAAAACUCCUAAGAUUUGCAAGCCUGAGAGUGGUGAAUGCAUCAGCUGUCUCCAUAACACCACAGGGUUUUGGUGUGAGAACUGCCUAGAAGGUUACGUUCGAGACCUCGAGGGAAAUUGCACCAAGAAAGAAGUUAUUGUUCCAACACCUGAAGGUUCUACCAUUUUGGUUUCCAAUGCUUCUUUGACCACAUCCGUGCCCACCCCUGUUAUAAAUAGUACAUUUACCCUCACCACCCUGCAGACUAUCUAUUCAGUAAGCUCUUCCGAGAACAGCACGUCAGCUUUGGCUGAUGUGUCAUGGACCCAGUUUAACAUCAUCAUUCUGACAGUCAUCAUCAUUGUGGUGGUGCUGCUGAUGGGAUUUGUGGGGGCCGUGUAUAUGUACCGGGAAUACCAAAACCGGAAACUGAAUGCCCCCUUUUGGACCAUCGAGCUAAAAGAAGACAAUAUCAGUUUCAGCAGCUACCACGAUAGCAUUCCCAAUGCAGAUGUGUCGGGAUUGUUGGAAGAUGAUGCCAAUGAAGUGGCUCCCAAUGGGCAACUAACCCUGACGACACCCAUACAUAACUACAAAGCCUAAGGGGCUAGAACUGUUCUCCCAGAUUGUCAGAUCUUAGUCUCACUAAGACAGCGUUGGCGCUCGGGUCGAAUUUGCGGAGUGAGCAAAGGCAUAUAUAGUGCACCUGCAAUUUUCAGGUACAGAUUUGUAAUGCACUUAGCCUGAUUACUCUAGUUGUCCCCUGAAGACCCGGAGCAUUCACUGUCAACAAGGACUUAAACUAAAGUAUAUUUUUGUAUCAAACCACUUGGGAUGUGCUAGAAAGGCCGAACCCUCUAGUGUAGUCCAAACCCACUUUGACCUCCAGAUAGAUUCCCGGGAAAGUAUUCAUCAAGCCAGCGAUUAACAGGAUCAUGGAUGUGGAUGGGAAAAAAGACUUCCGGAAGACUUCAUCUCCAUUCCUGAAACUAUUUUUAGAAGGAGGUUCAGGAGUGAUACUCAUUCAUUGUACGAAAGGAAUAUCAUGAAGGAAAAGAUGUCCGGUCUGUGUCACAAUAAACAAUCCUUAUUGUUUCCAAGACAGGGACAGAAAGUUCCACGAUUUUCAGAAGGGCUCGAUUUCUCCUUCCAGAGUUUCUGCUCAAUUAUAGGAUUAAAACACACGAUAAGCGCCUGAGAGUAGAGACAGGAAAACAACAUCGGGAACAGGAAGCUGAUGGACCUCCACAGGGUCUCAAGUGUAAAUGAUAAAUUGUCAAAAAGUGAGGACCAUUACUCCUGCCUCCAGAUAAACAAGCUGUAUAUAAUUAAUGUAGCAUAUCUGGUCAAUAUUGUAUUUGUAUCUAUUUGUAAAAAAAAUCAUGUCAUAUUUUAUCAUCUAGAAUGUAUUUGUACAGCAGUUAAUAGCGUUGUAAAAAACAUAUACAGGGGUUGGUUAAAAUACUGUAAAAUAGAUGGCAAUAUUGCUAGAGCUGGGACUCUGGUAAGCAACGGUCAUUUUUAGUCCCUGUCUGGACAUAGUUGAAAUUUAUAAGAGGUUGAAUGUUUCUAAUUGUUCUUGCCCUUUCUCAACAGUAAAGUUAUAUGUUCUUUGACUUCCUAUAGAUUCAAGCAAUAGAUUUUUAUGUCGGUGAUUAUUCAGGUGGGACCCAGGCUGCACUCUCCAAACUACUCAUCUAAUUAGACAUUAGCCCCUCUGUGUAUUUUACCUAGUUUAAUGUAGAGCAUAUCUUCAUUAAAAAGUUUUUAAUGUAAAAUAUAGUCUUCCAAAGGAAUGACAGAUGUUUUCAUUUCAGAAGCAAAGCUAUCACAUCACUUGGGAUCCCGUCUUUUCAUGUCUGUGAAAUAUUUCUAUUCCUCCCCUUCCCGCCAGUAUGCCUCCUUCAUUUGGACAUAGUCUGUCAUUCGUUUCCAGAUGUGAACCGCCUCUUCACACUUCUCUAUCAUUUUCUCCUCCUCUAAGAGAGUUGCUCUGUAGUGGGCGGGUCUAGUGAGUCCUUCAUUCUAGAUGCAGCUUUUCCUACAGGUCCUCUACUGUGGCUCUCAGCUCUUAUCAUAUUGAUAUUGACAGAUUAUAAAUUUAAAAAGUCAGCAGAUACAGAAAUAUCAAGUACAGAUAUUAGGAGGAAUAGAAAACUGUCAAGUAAGUUGACAACUCUGCCCUAACUUCCCCAGAGGAAGAAAAACCCCUUCCGGUUAUCACUUUGUAGGAGACCCUUAAGUUCUUUUCAGGGCGCGGAGGUAUCCCCUGCUCUGGAGAAUGUGCAGACAGGUAAUGUACUGCUGGUGAUGUCGGGGGCGCGUGAGAAGAGAGAUGACAUCUCAUUAAGCAAUGUUAAAAAUCAGUUAUUAUGACUACAACCCUUUGCAGUUUCAGGGUACCUUUCCAGAUGUGUAUCUGUUGUCUUUCAACAAUGGUCCCCCUAGGAUAUAGUCUAGAUGUGACUGAGAGCUGAUGUGAAAUGCCGGUUCAAGGCCACACAACUUAUUGUUAUUAGACUGGGAAUCAAUCGGGACUCCUAACUCUGAAAUUCUGUCCUUUCAAUUCCUUACGUGUCCACACAAUUCCUUAUGUGCUGCUAACGCGGACCUCGCCUGGCCAGGGGCACCAGAGGGCUGGGAGGAAAAAUCCCAGCUGAGAAUAUUUCUGAUUUUCUGAAGUCCCAGGUGCGAUCAGGGGGUUCACACAGCCAGGAAGGACUUUGUGGAAAGAGUACAGGAGGUUUGCUAGCGGAAGCCAAUGUGGGCGCUAAGAAAACGACUAGCCUGAGCUUCACUAAAGUGAACUAAUCCUUCCAGGCUGGAAGGGAAACCCUGCUUUCCCCACCGGCUGUUACAUCGGCCUCAGCAUGCAGGGGCUGUGCAAAGUGUCAGACCUGCCUCUCUCCCAUUUACCCGCCUUUCAGAGCCAGAGGUUGAGGUCAGUGAGAAGUAAAUAUUUGCUCAAUACAAAUGAACCCAACAGCGAAAGGAGUUUUUGUCAUGGGGGGUGUGGAGGGAGGUCUGAGCGCACAACCACAUCUUCUCAAUUCUGGCCGUGCCGAGGGGCGUCCUUCUGCCUUUCGCGCCCGCAGACUGUGCCCGUCCUGCUCCUGGUCAACGGGCAGUGGCUGAGCAGAGGUUUGCAGCCUUCCUACACCUCACACUGGCACCAGUCUGUGGCUAUGUGGUCGAAGACCACCGAUGUCGAACUUCCUGGAAGCAGACUUUAAAAGGCACUGCAGCAAUUGAAUCACAAAGAACCUUUACCUUUGAAUCUUUAUUAAAUGCUUCUAGGUCACAUUUUCCGUGUUUCCCAAUUGGGGAAAAAAAAUCAAGUUAAAAAAGACUAAUUUGAAAGAAUGUUCUAUUGUGUCUUCUGCUUUUUGCUGGUGGAAAUCAUUCUGUUCUCAUUCAGGAAGUGGUUGUGGUUUACCACCAAAAUCAGACUGGGAAACAAGUCCAGGAUAAGUUACAUGAUACUCAUUCCUGUAAAGGCAUGGAUCCCUAGGACCCCAACGGUUUAUCUGCAGGCCUCAUACUGGAAGAAGUUUUGUUUAAGGAUUAGAAAUGUGUUUAUUUUCAAAUGAGAUAGGACCGUGUGAAUAUUACCGAUAGAUGACAGCUACUGUUGUUGCGGUACUUUUAUUCUCAUUAGCUCGUUAUAGUAAGCCCUCAUCCAUUUCUGACAGGGGUCCUAGGUAAUUGUUAAUCAUAUCUCUGUUCCCUUAUUUCCCCACUACCCUCCAGCUCCCAAAGGUCACUUGCUAGUGGAAUUUCUCCAGCUGUAGAGAAGAAGAAUAAUAUAAAACUAAACCUCACUUGUACUAAGGUCCUAUGGACUUAAUGUAUUAAUCUUAGGGAUACCUGAAAUUUAGGAGAAUAUGCAGAUGAUGACAUUGUUCAAUGAAAAAGAGAACAGCAGACAUGGGGUGAGGGUAUAUAUAUAUAUAUAUAUAUGUAUGUAUGUAUACAUAUAUAUACGUGUGUGUGUGUGUGUGGUGUAUGUGUGUGUGUGUGUGUAUGAAAUCUCAUGGCUACUGUCUAGCCCUUAUCCUCCCAGGAACAUCAGUCAUUGAUUCUCGCUGACCCGCCUAGUUCACAGUGGUCAGCUGAGUGCUUUGAGGACACUUGGCCCAGCCCACACCAUCUUGGAGGCAAAGAGCUGAAACAGCAGGACUUCUCUUACAGCUUUGUUUGGAACUGGGUUUCGUGAUCGUUCGCUGUGGCCUGAUAUUUUUCACAGACACGCAGUGAGCGUAAUAUGUGGCACAACCAUUCCCUGCUUGUAUUUUGCGUAUGUACAUAAGAGUUGUGUUAUAUACAUGAACCCCAGAAAUAAAAGUCUGGGGAGUCAGAAUGUUUGCCUUGCAUACGGCAGACUACCAGAUUUGAUCCCGGCACCCCAGAUGAUUCCCCAAGUCCCGCCAGAAGUGACCCCUGAGCACAGAGCCAGACGGCGGGCCUGAGCAUUGCCCGGUGUGGCCCCCAAACAUCUAAACAAACAAAGCUUGGAGAAGUAAACAGCAACUCAGUGUGUCCUACUAGGGCAAGGAAAGAAGUUUGGCCUCACCCACCAAAAAACCUUCAGUCUAUUGAGAUGUUCUUGACAGAAAGGAGUUUGGGAGCUAAAGUGAAUUCAGUGUGUGCAGGGGAAUAAUGGGAGAUUAAAGCAAGUUUCUUUCAUGAACCCCUCAGCCAAGGGGGCAAAAAGGAGGAAGAACACACUGAUUCAUUCAGAGACGCCAAGUAAUAUCAAAAAGAAUAAAGGCUAUGGAACAUUAAAACGUCAGUGGUUGAAUGAUGCCUUUUUAAAGGCAGUUGGGAAUCUUUCUUACUUUUUACUUAUGCAGUUGUAAUAAUAGAAACGAGAGAGAGAGAGAGAGAGAGAGAGAGAGAGAGAGAGAGAGAGAGAGAGAGAGAGAGAGAGAGAGAAAGAGAUCCCAGGGCUUCCAAUCUCAUCCGAAAGUGGAAUGAUUUAAAGUUUUCAUGCUGCACUCAAACACUCUGUAACACAUUAAAUGUCAGCCCAAGCAAUUAGGGAAUGUUUCUGAAACAUUAAACUUGCAUUUAUGUCACUAAAAUUCUAACAUAAAUUUUAAAAGCAUAUCUCAGAUGUACGCUGUACUAGGCUUCAUGAUGCAUUUCUAAUUUGUGUAUGAUUUGAAUAUAUGAAAGAAUUUAUACGAGAGUGUUAUUUAAAAUUAUUAAAAAUAAAUGUAUAUAAUUUGUA